Molecule: messenger RNA, 961 nt
Organism: Anoplophora glabripennis (Asian longhorned beetle)
Lineage: Eukaryota; Metazoa; Arthropoda; Insecta; Coleoptera; Cerambycidae
Gene: Apt1
Product: acyl-protein thioesterase 1
Exons: 5
Coding region: 114-770 (218 amino acids)
Biological process (GO): protein depalmitoylation
Cellular component (GO): cytoplasm
Molecular function (GO): carboxylic ester hydrolase activity; palmitoyl-(protein) hydrolase activity
Source: RefSeq, a predicted model, not a curated record
UUGUCGGUAUUUUGCCUUAUCCUUUUAUAUGUCAAAUUUAUUGCCGAAUUACAUUAAUUUACUCCUUUAAGAGUUUUUGUUUUUGUACAAACGAUAGCAAUAUUCGUCAAAACAUGGCAACUCCAGUUGUACUUGCGGCUACAGUAAAACAUACAUCAACGUUAAUAUUCUUACACGGAUUAGGAGAUACAGGGCAAGGAUGGGCUAGCGCAAUGGGUGCUUUAAGGCAACCAUAUGUAAAGGUAAUUUGUCCAACAGCACCGACAAUGCCUGUGACACUUAAUGCUGGAUUUCGAAUGCCAAGUUGGUUUGAUUUAAAAACACUAGAUGAAUCUGGCCCAGAGGAUGACCAAGGAAUUAAAACGGCUACAAAGCAAAUUCAUGCCUUAAUUGAAAAUGAAAUAUCGUCAGGUAUACCUGCUAAUAGGAUACUUCUGGGUGGAUUUUCACAAGGUGGCGCUUUAGCACUUUACUCUGCUCUAACUUAUCCCCAAAGAGUGGCUGGUGUAGUAGCCCUCUCAGCUUGGCUGCCAUUAAAUAAAACUUUUCCAGCUUCUAAGAAAACAGCUGAUGAUAUACCAAUUUUACAGUGUCAUGGUGAUUGUGAUCCAGUGGUUCCGUACAAAUGGGGACAGAUGACCGCUUCUGUCCUAAAAUCUAUGCUUAAGAACGUUGAGUUUAAAACUUAUCGAGGGUUAAUGCAUACUUCUUCCGAUGAAGAACUUCGUGACAUUAAGCAAUUUAUUGAUAAAUAUUUACCUAAUCUAUAGACUUCUUUUUUUCCAAUGCCAUACCUCUUACUUUUAGAGUAUGUAAUUCAAUUUUGUCCUUUUUUGUUUUGAGACAUUCCCGUUUUUGCAUGCUAUCAUUUUUAGAUCGUUUAAUGUAUAAGCAAAUGUAUAUUAUUAUUAAUUUAUUAUUUUAAAAUCAUUAAAAGAACCACAAUUAUGGUUUAGAAGAA